CUUCCUGAUGUCAAACAAAUGGAUGAAAUUAGCUUCAGUGAGUAUGCUGAAUCUCCAAAUGUGGAAAAGGAAGUGAAGAGAUUGCUGUGCUCAGAUGCUGAAGCCAUCAGUGUCCGCUGGGAAGUCAUUGCUGAUGAUGAAACCAAGGAAAUAGAAAGUCAAGGGUUCAUCUCAGGCAUGCCAGGAACCCCACAAAUGAGUGGUCCUAGCUCAUCAGACUAUGAUAUGCUGCGAGAGAUGUUUGGUGAUUCUGGCAGUAACAGCAAUGAUGUGGAAGAAAAGGAUGGUAAAAUUGAAGAUGAGGAUGAGGAUGAUCAUGAGGCGAGUGAUGGUGAUGAUGAGGAUGAGGAUGAUGAAGAUGAUAAAGAGGAUGAGGAACAAAAGGAGAUGGACAAGUCUGAAGCAGCCUUAGAAAGGGAGCUGCAAGCCAAAUUCAAUCAACCUGGCUUCUACGAAUCAGACAAAGAUCACAGUUCAACAAUCACAGACAUUCAGAAAUUGAUUCAUUACAAAGAAAAAAAGCUCCAGCAGAUUUAUAAAAAAGCACAACGUCAGAAAGAGCUCCUUCGGAAUGUGGAAAACUUGACCCUUAAGAGGCAUUUCCAGUAUGUUUUGGGGCAGCUUAAUGUAUUGGAAAAACAAAAGCGUGAGGAGAUUUAUCACCUACAGGAACAACUGAAAUAUUUUCUGAAGGAGUAAGGAAGCCCUCAGUGUAGCA
This is a messenger RNA of Phodopus roborovskii (desert hamster), 718 nucleotides long. It is a transcript of the gene Taf7l, whose product is annotated as TATA-box binding protein associated factor 7 like. The record is from RefSeq and is a predicted model, not a curated record. Lineage: Eukaryota; Metazoa; Chordata; Mammalia; Rodentia; Cricetidae. The annotation marks the transcript as partial. The transcript is spliced from 7 exons.